GCUGUUAACACCACAGCAGUAAUGGUUUAUAUUCACGGUGACACUUUAACAUCGAAAGACUUAGUCAGAAAUAAUUUACAAUGGGUAAUGCAAUUUAGAAACACUUUGGAAAAUCUUCAACCCAAACAAAGACUGUACCUGGUUUCAAAUGUUAGUCCAUACGAGGGUAUCAAAAACUUUGUGGGAGACGUUCAAAAACAAUUCCAAAAUUCGGAAUUGUUAAGGUUCAUAUUUCUACUUGAUAAAGAAAAGGUCACAUUUGAUGAUUCUAAAUCGAUAUUCAAGAGUAUACUGAAGCAUGACCUGGUUCUUACUGUCAUUAGUGAUGGUCAGAUUGGUAGUUAUCUGUCCAUUCCUACAGAACUUCGAGAAGAAGCUAAACAAAUAUUCCAUGCCUCCGGGAAUGUUAUUUCUAAUAAACAUAUUCGAUAUAUUGGGUUGAAUCUGAAAGACGAAUCUGUCAACCCUGAUAAAGAGCCAGAACUAGGACCCAUCGAUUAUUCUGCCGUAAACAAUUCUAAUCAACCUAUCAUGGGCUUAGCGUGCUUUGACAGGAGUUCGUAUCAAAUAAUUCCCGAUUCUGUUCUUUGCUGGAAUGUGCCUGACGGUUGGAAUUUAGACGAUGCUGCAGCUGUUCCUUAUUCGUACGCCAUGGCUUAUCAUUGUUUGAUAAAUAAAGCAAGGGUUACCACUGGAGGAAAUGUACUCAUCCAUUCCGCUUGUACUGGGGUUGGUUUUGCCUGUGUUUGUAUUGCCCUUAGCAUUGGAUGUAACGUUUUCGUCACGGUGACUACAGACCAACAGAAGGCCUACAUUUUACAAAAAUUUGAUAGGCUUAUUGAUAGGAAUGUAUACAGUAAUGUCACUGCGGAUUUCGAACCUUUAUUCUUGUUAGCAACACAAGGGAAGGGUGCCCAAGUGGUUAUUAACAAUUUAUCGGGAAGAUUCUUUGAAGCGUCGUUGAGAUGCCUUGGUAUGUACGGAAGAUUCAUUCAACUAGGUCAGUAUGACAUGGAACAAAACGGAACGAUGGGAUUGGGAGUUUUUUUUAAACACGUAAGUUUUUAUCACGUCUCCCUCGAGUCAAUAUUUCAAUGUUCAAUUGAAGAAAAACGGUCUGUUGCCAACCUCGUUCAAAAAGGUAUUGAUAAUCUUGUGGUGAGACAUUUGUUUAAAGCAGUCUACGAUAAAUUUGAUAUCGAAAAGCUUUUGAGUGACCUAAAUGAUAAAGGAAAUAUUACCAGAAAAGUCAUCCAGGUGACUCAUAAUCUUCCUUUAGGACAACUAAAUACUGUUAACAUGACUAAAUUUCACUGCGAUUACCGGUCAUCGUAUCUUAUAGUCGGUGGCAAUGAGGAGUCGUGGAUUGAUAUGGCAGAAUGGCUUGUGCUGCGAGGAGCUAAGAAAAUUAUAGCAGCAUCCGAAUCAAAACCCCAACAGUCCAAUUUAACAAGGCGCCUAACACUUUUAAAGUCGUUUUAUAAUGCUGACAUCAUUCACGCACCAUUUGAAGCUCAUACCAGAGACUCUGCGAUGGAACUCAUUUCCGAAGUUUUCAUGUUAGGCCCCAUCAAUGCGGUGUUCUUGCUACCAAGUAAUUAUGAGAAACUUCGAAAUUCUGAUAUAAAGUCAGUCCAGUACAUCGAUGCUGAAUUAAAAACAAAAGCUCCAAAGGCUUUGUUUGUGAAUUUCAUGAAAGAGUUCACUGGAAUAUGUCAGAAUAGGUCAGAAGCCGGUUUUCCGACGUGCACGGUUGAGUGGCAAAACGGAAUCCAGUUUUCCGAUAUUCUGGAUGAUUUGGACGACAUCCUCAGUUAUCGAUUGAACCACAUUUACGUCACAAAUAACGAAAUUAAUGAACUGUUUGGAGAAAGCAAUCAGAUGCUGUACAACAGUAUGUAAAAAUAGUUAAUACUU
Molecule: messenger RNA, 1917 nt
Organism: Agrilus planipennis (emerald ash borer)
Lineage: Eukaryota; Metazoa; Arthropoda; Insecta; Coleoptera; Buprestidae
Product: fatty acid synthase-like
Exons: 8
Coding region: 22-1902 (626 amino acids)
Biological process (GO): fatty acid biosynthetic process
Molecular function (GO): oxidoreductase activity; fatty acid synthase activity
Source: RefSeq, a predicted model, not a curated record